AUGACGAAGGCCACUUUCGUCGCAAGCAAGCUCGUGUUUGAAGACGAGGAGGACCCAGAGUAUCCGCCAGAAUUCAACGGUUAUGAUUAUGAUGAUUCGGAGGACGAAUUCGAAGACGGAGACCCGGCCGAGAAGCGACCCUUGUAUCGAUUCAACGCAGAAGAAAACAUCUGGGCCAGGCAUAUCGUUGACUCGACAAUUACUCCACACGCAAACCCAAAGCUAUUCGCAAUCGCAACUUGGAACGUAGAUUUUAGCAAAAACUUCUUGGCACCACGCCUUACAACAUGCUUAGAUCACCUACAAUCCCACAUAGAACCCCUCCUCGCCGAAGACCCUCCAAUCCCUACCAUCAUCCUAAUACAAGAACUGGACUGCAAUAUUUUCGAAACCCUACUUAAACACCCGUUCAUCCAGAAGCACUACGAUCUCACAAAUAUAUCUCCAGCAGCUUGGCGGCACUCAUAUGGGUCAGUAACUCUUGUACCCAGUUCCAUGCAAGUGACUUCGGCAUUUAGGUCGAUCUUUACAACAAGUCGCAUGGGUAGAGACGCGCUAUAUAUAGACAUUUCCUUCCCAGCCGACGACACGGAUGACGUCCAAGGCAACCCUGUUAAAGUUGUGCGUGUGGCAAAUGUCCAUCUUGAAUCGCUUGAUGGCCACGGAGACAUUGAAAGGCCAAGACAGUUGGCGAUCGUUGCCUCCCACCUAAACGAAACCGGCGUAUAUGGUGGAAUUGUCGGAGGGGAUAUGAAUCCGAUUGGCCCUCGUGAUGCUGCUGUGCCCGCAGAGUUGGGUUUCACCGACGGCUGGACGGCGUGUCACAGUCAACAAUUAGGCAGUGAAUCUGCAUCAACAGGGAAUGCGCCUGAAAACACUCGUGCUUCAAAGGUCGACCGCGGCAAUGAGGAAUCCCAUACGUGGGGAUACCAACCUCGGGGAAGGUUUCCCCCUUGUCGAAUGGAUAAAGUGCUCUCCAUCGGGAACGUGAAGGUAAGAACGAUAGAGAGAAUCGGAGUUGGCCUGAAAGUAGAUCCUAGCCUGGUGCAAGGACAAGGUUGGAUUUGGGCAAGUGACCAUUACGGUCUCCUGGCGAAGGUCGAAGUGGUUUAA
Psilocybe cubensis is the source of this 1113-nucleotide messenger RNA. RefSeq lists its product as uncharacterized. The transcript has a single exon. The coding region runs from base 1 to 1113 and encodes 370 amino acids. Gene Ontology annotation, molecular function: 5'-tyrosyl-DNA phosphodiesterase activity; single-stranded DNA binding. Gene Ontology annotation, biological process: double-strand break repair. NCBI's taxonomy places the organism in Eukaryota, Fungi, Basidiomycota, Agaricomycetes, Agaricales, Agrocybaceae. The record is from RefSeq and is a predicted model, not a curated record. Gene Ontology annotation, cellular component: cytoplasm; PML body.